GAGGUACAGUUUGGUGUUUGCAGUGUGGCGAGCAGGAAAUGUGGAGGUGACAGUGAAGGGUGCGGUGAUGUGAGUGGGAAAUAGUCGCCGCUUGUUGGGUAAUUGGUGUCUGCCAUUCCUGCUAGUGUCUUGCCCUUCACUCACUUACGUAAUAAGUUUUUGCUUAGUAUUCUGCUUCACGAGCUUAAUGUUAUGCCUGCAAGUGUGCUGUGUAGGCUGUGUAACCACUCAUGACCUGUCACUUUAAGGGGAAACAAGUGUAAUGCUGACUUGGAAAUACCGGUACAACAUUAGUGCUAGUACAGGAGAUAGGCGUUCACUGACUACAUAAGGAGCUGCUGUUGUAACAGAUGGCUGAUGUGUAUACAAACCCUGAGAAGCAUGUCGUCCUCAGCAACAAUGUCAAGAUGCCUAUUCUUGGCUUAGGGACAUCCCAUGAUGGUGGCUACAGCCACGAGGCAGUGGUGUAUGCACUCAAGAACUGCGGGUAUCGGCACAUUGACACAGCAAAGCGCUAUGGCUGUGAGAGGUACAUUGCUCAAGCAGUCAAGGCUUCAGGUGUGCCUCGAGAGGAGAUCUUCCUUGCCACCAAGUGCUGGCCCACAGACUAUGGCACCACCACCACCAAGGAAGCCCUUUUGGGGUCAUGUGAGAGACUAGCUGUGGAUUAUUUAGACAUGUACUUGAUGCACUGGCCUGAGGUGAGCUCGGGGGUGAAGGACAGAAAACAGCUGCUGCAGGAGACGUGGCGAGCUCUUGAGGUGUUGUUAGAUGAAGAGCGAGUCAGAGUGAUUGGGGUGAGUAACUUCCUUGAGCGGCACCUGGAGAUGAUCCUGGAGGAGUGUUCGGUGGUGCCACAUGUCAACCAGUGUGAGUUCCACCCGUUCAACAACCCCAAGGUGCUGCGCCAGUUCUGUGCUGACAGGAAUAUACAAUUUGAGGGCUUUUCCCCACUUGCUAAGGGUUUGGCCCUCAGGCAGCCCAGUGUGAUCACCAUUGCUGGGUCGCACGAGAAGACUCCCUCUCAGGUGCUAAUCCGAUGGAGUUUGCAGAGUAACGUCCCUUCCAUCCCAAAAUCUACUAAGCUUGAGCGUGUGAUGGAUAAUUCAAAGGUGUAUGACUUUGCUUUAACCCAAGAGGACAUGAUGACUCUGGAUAACAUGAAGCAGAGCCUGACCUGCAUGGACUGGAGCUCCAUACAGACCAAGAUAGACAAUCCCCUGCCUGAUGGGUAUAAACUAAAAAUAGUCAAGCCUCCACUAGAACCAUGAGAACUGUUGGUAUUAUAGCAGCGUUUUUCUUUUUUCUUGUCUUUUCCUCUGCAUUCAUGAUCAGUGUACUUAUUUUUACACCUACGAGUAUAUGUUUCAGCAAACAUUAGGAAACCUUUUUAUAAGAACAGCUCUGAGAGUAUCUUCUAAUGUAUCAGGCUGACUUCUCUGCAAAGGGCAUUGGUGAGAUAGAGCACUCGUCCUUCCACCCACACAUUCAUACAUUCUUUAAGACUUAAAUGAAAUUUGCUUUAGCUCUAGAGCCUCUACUUGAUGAGAGGACAAAUACUUGUUAAAACCGUCCUUGCAUGAAUGGUUGCGUAAUCACAUCCAGGUCCUCACUGGAUCAGGGUGUGACAGCAAAAUAGGAUUACCCUUGCUAUGUUUUAAUGACAGCAAAAUAGGAUUACCCCUGCUAUGUUUUAAUAGACCCAUGCCCUUUCCCAUAGAAGAAUACUGCCACCAUAUUUCCUGUGUCAAAAAAAAAGGACUUGGAAUACCUAUACAGUCUGCAUGGAAAGUUAAGAUUAUAUAGAGAUUCAUGGCUAAGGGUGAGUUCACUUGUAUCAUGAAACCUCUGGUUGCUGAUCCAUUGACAACUAUGGUGUAUUGACAAAAAUAAUGGCAACACUGUUGCAGUCCUGCCACACAGUGUUGCCAAGACUUGAUUAGCAACCAGAGAUUUCAUGAUACAAGUGAACUCACCCUUAGCCAUGGAUAAAAAAAAUGUGAUUAAUCUGUUUGCCUGCAGUUCAGCAAACUAAUUUUCGUUGCAGAAUGUAGCUCAGAUAAGGCAUGUAUGUCUAUUGUUUCACUUAAAGGAAAUGUCAGCCUGGUAUGUAAGGUCUGUUUUAAGAUUAUAUGACCUUAGGCCAAAGGAUUUAAGCAGCCCAUUCUUCACACCCAAUUCAGAAUUUCUUGGCAAAGCACUGAAUUCCUGAGAUUGGCCAGGCUCUUUACUCUCCAGGUAUGGGCACUUUGUUUCCAUAGGCUGAAGAUGUAGCUGAAAAACACCCUGAUUUCAGAACCAAGGCCAUACAGAAUGAGAUGGUGCACUUGGUAGCCAGUCUUGAACAGGACUUCCAGAAAGGUUUCCAGAAAUUUGAAGGAUGAAUGGGCUAAGUGUGUAUAGUCAAAAUUAUCCUGCUUUGGAGGGCAUUAGAACUUGAACACAAAACAUAAGCCACUUUUCUCCUGUAGUUUAAGGCGAGAUCCUUUAUAACAGAUCACGUAUAGAAGAGUCAAGCCACAUAUGAUGUGUUCUGAAAGACCUUUACCUUUUUUUCCCUUAGGCUAAGGGAGAAGAGUGAUUUAUUUUUUGGGGGGUUCUAACUUUAAUUCCCUUCCAGGUAAUUCCCUUCCAGGUGUGUCCCUUGUAACUCCAUACUUAGGGGACUGAUCCUUCUAAGUAUUGUUGUGGAAUGAUGACCAGGUGUAAAAUUGUGUUUUGCAAGAUGUACUACUGAUUCUCCUGAACGGGUUCUUUCAGCAGCAUCUUAGGCUAAAGAACACAAAGUUGUCUGGCAAGUAGGAAGAAUUGUGGGCCUGAAGAAUUCAGUGCUUGGCAAAGGAAUCCUGGAACUAGUGUUACAAAGGGUUGAGACUAGACCUGCAGAAAUAUGGCAGCUAACAGUUGUAACAUGACAGCGUCCCAGCCCAUUGUCUCUCUUGGUUAAGGACUGAAUGUCUCAGGGUCGCCAGGCUCCCUACUUGCCAGACAUGCCUCCUUGUAAUACAUGGCUGUUUGUUCCUUGGGCUGAGGAUAUUGGUGAAAAGCACCCUUAUUUGAGAACUGAGGUGACACUGUGCAUUGUGUUAUGAUGCAUCUGGUAGCCAUUCCAGAAAAGAAUUUAUGAAUUAACAGCAAUGGAAAGACUGAUGGACGAAGUAAAUUAUCCUCUCUGAUGACAUCACAAUUGCAAUACAAGAGUAAAGAAAAAAAUUUUUAGUCCAUUGGCCUGAGGCUGUUACUUUUGAAAAGACCUUGUAUAGAGAACAGCUGCAUCAUAAACGUCAUCUGUUCAAGAAGUAUUUGACCUUAGGCCAGGGAACAAAAAAAAGACUUGCUUAAACUUUGGGUUAUGGGUUUGCUUUAAGACUUAGACACACUUUUUACUUUUGGUCGUCCUAUUGCUGGAAACUUUUUUUUUUUGUCCUCCAGAACUAUGAGCGACUUAUUGACUGAAAAAUGACCCUUUUCAGCAGCAUAUAACACAACCUUAUAAUACACACAAGGUCAUGUCUGGAAAGUGAACCCGAGUAAUCUUGUGCUUGGUAAAAGUGCCCAGAUGACCUGUGGGAGUCUGAUGCAUCACACCACCACCCUUGCCCAUUCUUUGCACCUGGUCCAGCAUUCCUUGACCAAGCAGUGAAUUCUUCAGUUUGGUAAGGCUCCCUAUGUUUCAGAGAUGGUUCAUUGUGAUUCCUGGCUGCCUUAUAAUCUCAUGCUGCUUAUAGUUCUGAUUUGAGAAUGAAGGACACUGCAAAAUGUGACCAUGCAAUUCUGGAAUGGUUUUACAAAAUGUUCCCAGCAACAGGAGCAAUGGACGAAGUGUGUGUAGUGAUGACAUGUUUUAUCCAAUGGCCAAAGGAUGAAUAUUUUUUUUUAACAGUUGAUUUCACUUACAAAAGCCUUUUUUUUUUUUUUUAUGUGAAAUUGAUAUUGAUAUAGAAAUGGUGCAAACUUGUAGUCUCCUACAAACACAAACAUUUAGACAAUUGUUUUAUUUAGUAAACAGAAAACCCAUCAAGUAUUAAUUAAAUUAAGCUGUCCAUUACUUAAGUUAAUUUGAAAACUUCAAUGGUCACAUAACAUUAGGCACAAAUGAUUGUAUUUAUGAAUUAUUUUAUAUAAAAUAAUAUAUAUGUUCCAUAUAAAUUAAAAUCUAUGCUACUUUGUAUUUUUACACUGUUAGUGCUUUUAAAAUUUUGGAAGGAGCAUUUUGUCGGCCCACUGAUGCUGAAAUAAUCAUCAUCAGAUGUUAGCAAUGUGAUGUAUGUAUUGUUGUGCUUCUCAAAUAAAAUAAAAUGGCUAUUCUU
This is a messenger RNA of Scylla paramamosain (green mud crab), 4310 nucleotides long. RefSeq lists its product as uncharacterized. The coding region runs from base 351 to 1271 and encodes 306 amino acids. The transcript has 8 exons. NCBI's taxonomy places the organism in Eukaryota, Metazoa, Arthropoda, Malacostraca, Decapoda, Portunidae. Gene Ontology annotation, molecular function: oxidoreductase activity. The record is from RefSeq and is a predicted model, not a curated record.